This is a messenger RNA of Acanthoscelides obtectus, 433 nucleotides long. NCBI's taxonomy places the organism in Eukaryota, Metazoa, Arthropoda, Insecta, Coleoptera, Chrysomelidae. The record is from the annotation of a GenBank genome assembly.
GCACGAAUAGUUAUUAUUAUUCGGAUUUCAGGACGAAAUUAAUUUGGUAUCUUACGUACCCAAAAAGAAUAAGGCUGUGAUAAUUCUUUCUUCUGUUGAUGACAAAGGAGAGGUUGACGAGGCAACAAAUAAGCGAACCAUCAUUUUGGAUUAUAACAGGACGAAGAGUGGUGUCGAUACUGUCGAUCAAAAAUGUGUCUCUUAUACAACCCAGAGAACCACUAGACGAUGGCCCCUUGCAAUAUUUUUCCGCAUUCUUGAAAUUACUGGGAUAAACACUGAAAUUGGAUUCAAUAAUACUAAACCUACAGAAGAGUCUCCUAGAAGACGAAAAUUCUUAAACGAAUUAGGCGUGCCUCUAAUGGAACACUUCCAAAAGACAUUAGAGAAUUUCUUUCGCGAUACCAAACUACUGUUGAUGAGGUACCUGCAA